This is a messenger RNA of Marmota flaviventris (yellow-bellied marmot), 2746 nucleotides long. RefSeq names its product asparaginyl-tRNA synthetase 1 (gene Nars1). The record is from RefSeq and is a predicted model, not a curated record. Gene Ontology annotation, cellular component: cytoplasm. Gene Ontology annotation, biological process: asparaginyl-tRNA aminoacylation. Lineage: Eukaryota; Metazoa; Chordata; Mammalia; Rodentia; Sciuridae. Gene Ontology annotation, molecular function: asparagine-tRNA ligase activity; ATP binding; nucleic acid binding.
CUACGUUGCAUGAUGCAACUCUGGAGUCAAGGAAGCCUUUCGCGCACGUUGGGGUGACUGGGCGGUGGCGGUGUUGGGACCAUGUCCUUGGAAGUGACCAGGGCGACUGCAGGGAUGGUGCUAGCAGAGCUGUAUGUCUCAGAUCGAGAGGGAAAUGAUGCCACUGGAGAUGGAACCAAAGAGAAGCCAUUUAAAACAGGCCUAAAGGCUUUGAUGACAGUUGGAAAAGAACCAUUUCCUACCAUUUAUGUAGAUUCACAAAAAGAAAAUGAGAGGUGGGACAUUAUUUCUAAAUCACAGAUGAAGAACAUUAGGAAAAUGUGGCAUAGGGAACAAAUGAAGAGUGAAUCCCGAGAGAAGAAAGAGGCAGAAGAUAAUUUGCGAAGAGAAAAGAACCUCGAAGAAGCAAAGAAGAUUACCAUUAAAAAUGAUCCAAGUCUGCCAGAGCCACAGUGUGUGAAGAUUCAUGCAUUAGAAGGAUAUAGAGGCCAGAGAGUGAAGGUUUUUGGCUGGGUCCAUAGGCUGCGUAGGCAAGGAAAGAAUUUAAUGUUCCUGGUGUUGCGGGAUGGUACGGGUUAUCUUCAGUGUGUCUUGUCGGAUGAGUUGUGUCAGUGUUACAAUGGAGUAGUUUUGUCUACUGAGAGUAGUGUUGCUGUAUAUGGAAUGCUAAAUCUUACUCCAAAGGGCAAGCAGGCUCCAGGGGGCCACGAGCUGAGUUGUGACUUCUGGGAACUUAUGGGGUUGGCCCCUGCUGGAGGAGCAGAUAACUUAAUCAAUGAAGAAUCUGAUGUCGAUGUCCAGCUGAACAAUAGGCAUAUGAUGAUCCGAGGAGAAAAUAUGUCCAAAAUCCUAAAAGCACGUUCCAUGAUCACCAGAUGCUUCAGAGAUCACUUCUUUGAUAGGGGGUACUGUGAAGUUACUCCUCCAACGUUGGUGCAGACGCAGGUAGAAGGUGGUGCCACGCUCUUCAAGCUUGACUAUUUCGGGGAAGAGGCAUUUUUGACUCAGUCCUCUCAGUUGUACCUGGAGACCUGCCUUCCAUCCUUGGGAGAUGUUUUUUGUAUUGCACAGUCAUACAGAGCAGAACAAUCCAGAACACGAAGGCACCUGGCUGAGUACACUCACGUGGAAGCUGAGUGCCCUUUCCUGACCUUUGAGGAUCUCCUGAACAGAUUGGAGGACUUGGUUUGUGAUGUGGUAGAUAGAGUCUUAAAAUCACCAGCAGCAAGCAUAGUGUAUGACCUCAACCCGAACUUUAAACCCCCUAAACGGCCUUUCAAACGGAUGAACUACUCAGAUGCUAUUGUGUGGCUAAAAGAACACAAUGUAAAGAAAGAAGAUGGGACUUUCUAUGAAUUUGGAGAAGAUAUCCCAGAAGCUCCUGAGAGACUGAUGACAGACACCAUUAAUGAACCAAUCUUGCUGUGUCGAUUUCCUGUGGAGAUCAAGUCCUUCUACAUGCAGCGAUGUGCUGAGGAUUCCCGCCUUACUGAAUCUGUUGACGUGUUGAUGCCCAAUGUUGGUGAGAUUGUGGGAGGCUCAAUGCGUAUCUGGGAUAGUGAAGAAAUUCUGGCAGGUUAUAAAAGGGAAGGGAUUGACCCCACUCCUUAUUACUGGUACACAGAUCAGAGGAAAUAUGGUACAUGUCCUCAUGGAGGAUACGGCUUGGGCUUAGAACGAUUCCUGACUUGGAUUCUGAAUAGAUAUCACAUCCGAGAUGUAUGCUUGUACCCUCGAUUUGUCCAGCGCUGUAAGCCAUAACUGAUUCCUCCUAAAGCAUGAAGAAAAGAUGGUCAUGAAAGGAACAGACUGCCUCAUUAAAAAGGAGCAAAAUGUCAAAUUGUUCCAUGUUUAUUCCAUUGGGGUAUUCCAUUGGGUUUUUUAUUCCCAGCUACCAUAAAACCAUAAAAAGUAGUUCACAUUAUUUGAAUAUCAGGGGACAUUGAUAUCAUUUUAAGAAAAAAUAUCCACUACAAAGUCUGGGGAAAAUAUGUGGCAUGUAACUGUAGUUAUGGAUACAUUUUGGCAUUUUAUCCAGUUAUAGCAAUUGUGUUAAAUAUGCCAUACAUAAUUAAAUAGUUUUUAAUUAUCGUGUAAGGUAUCCUAAAAAAAUAUUUUUAAAGCUUAAUCUUUCUGUACUUUUAAAUGUAACUAGAAUUCUUUAAUUUGUAUCAUUUUAUUGUAUCAGUGAUUUAAAACACAUCUGUGGGGGCAGCUCACAGUGUGGGCAUAAAGAUUUGCUAGUGUACCUCAGCAGUAGAUUCUGGAAUCUAAUGAGUACAUUGUUUGACAUCAGUUAAUCUUUUCUGAAUCCACAUAGCUGCUUUUAAUUUUGAGGCAUAUGAUUUGAUAUGGAAGAAUUUGUAAAAGUGGAAUUGCCUUAAAAUUUAAAGUAAGCAUAAUUGUUGGGGAGAGGCGUGGUAUUUAAAUGAUUGCCAACAUCCUUCAUAGCAUUAGUUUAAGAUAAAGGGGUAGACCGAGCUUCCUUCUUUCCCGGUGGUUUUUAAAAUUAAAAAUAUGUUCCAAAAGAAUUUGGCAGUUUGAAUCUUAACAAAACUGACUGGCUGGUUGAGUCAUCCCUCCCAUGUCCUUAGAGCUGGUCUGUGCUACCUUACAUACUUCAUAGCAGGAUUACUGAAUGGCUUCAGAGCAGAUUUAGUUAAUUUUUCCCUCAAAUGCAUGCCAUGUAUUCUCAAUAGGCUGUAUUUUCCCAGUGAUCAAUAAAUGGAACACUCAUUAAAAACUC